CUUUGUUGACAUUUGCAUUAGUCUCUUUUCGCCGUUGCCUUUUUUUCCUCAUAAGAUCCUCGCUAGCCGAGCCUGUUCCUUUGAAGAAUAUUUUCACGAUUAAUCAUUUUAUUAUCCUCCCUCUUCUCUGCUCCUAAUCAAAAGACAAACAAAUUAAACCGCGGCCUUCGUUGAGUCAUACGAGUCGGCACAAUGAAUUUCUUUUCAAAGCCAACUCUCAAAGAGGAGAUGCGUGAGAAUGACAAAGCUCUGCGUCAAGUGGGACGGAGUCUGGACAGAGACUUGAAUCAGCUCGAUCGAGAAGAAAAUAAAUUGAAAGCUGACAUUAAAAAGGCUGCCAGAGAUGGGGACAAAACAACCUGCACAGUUCUUGCCAAGCAGCUUGUCCAACUCAGGAAACAAAAACAGAAAAAUCUUCUUGCCAAGGGAAAGGUGAUGUCUGUCGGUGUCCAUGCCAAAACUAUGGCUGCGAAUGUGAAAGUGGCUGGUGCCCUGAAGACCACAACGAAGACCAUGGCCAAUAUGAACAAAGUUCUGAACCCGCAGAAAAUUGCCCACGACGUCAAGGAAUUUGAAAAGAAUGCCAUGAUGAUGGGAAUGACUGACGAAUUAGUUAACGAUACCUUGGAUGACAUUCUUGCCGGCUCUGAUGAAGAAGAGGAAUCAGACCGAGUGGUUAGCCAGGUUUUGGAUGAAAUUGGCAUUGAGCUUUCUGGAAAGAUCUCUCGAGCUCCCGCUGCUCCUGCACAUGAUCUCAAUGAGAAACUGCCGUCUGCGGACGAGCUAGAAGCUCAGUUGAACAAAUUGCGCAGCUAAAUUAUCAAGACUAAUUAACCAAAUCUGCAGGCUGUGUUGCUACAAAUUAAGUGCGUAAUGUGUAAUUAUUAAUUUAACCUUUUUCAAAUAUUCGAUGCAAUGGUGGAUUUUUUCAAUACAUAAAAAUGUGACCUUCUGAUUUAAACAAAAUAAAAUUUUGCUUUUAAA
Molecule: messenger RNA, 984 nt
Organism: Neocloeon triangulifer
Lineage: Eukaryota; Metazoa; Arthropoda; Insecta; Ephemeroptera; Baetidae
Gene: CHMP2B
Product: charged multivesicular body protein 2b
Exons: 6
Coding region: 193-816 (207 amino acids)
Biological process (GO): protein transport; late endosome to vacuole transport; endosome transport via multivesicular body sorting pathway
Cellular component (GO): multivesicular body; ESCRT III complex
Source: RefSeq, a predicted model, not a curated record